AUGGUAUCCACCAACGAUCAAAAUCCUCAGACCAGGAUACCUGCUAUGAUCCACCCAGCCUCUGGUAACAUAUACAAUGAGCCCCAGCAGAACGCAAUUCGGUCGCAGCCACCUUGGUCCUUUGCCCAAGUGACUUCUUCACCCUCAUAUUUCCCUUCACCAGCACCUUCUCUUUUUUCAUCCCCCUCACCUCCUUUUUCAGUCUCUUCCGUCCAGGCGUCUACUGCUCUGAUUUCCUCACCUGCCUCCCCCUUCUCUUCCGGAUACCAGACCGGUCGUUAUAUAAGGAGAUUGGCGGCAGAGGCAACUAAAACUUCCAAUUUCGACUCUUCUUUUUCUUUCUCGUCGUCGUCUUCUUCUUCUUCAUCCUUCGUCCAUCCAUCUUCGUCCUUAAUCUACUCGGGUACUAAUCCUCCUAUUCCUCGUUGCUCUGAUCCCGUCAUCACCCCUGGCUUCAGUCUGGCCGACUCCAUUCAUUGCAACACUCCGAAUGCUAUAAGUGGCUGCGUUAAAGUGAUCACCAGUCAACCUAACAACAAGCAUUAUUCCGAUCAAUUUGGGCAAGGAGUUAAUAGCGCAGCUAAUAAUACUUCCGAAUAUGAUGAUAUUCACCAGCGGCGCUACAAUUCGAUGCCAAAGUCGGGCCGAUCUGCUGCUUGCCCUCUGACUAUGGAAGUCGAAAAUUCCGGUUCUUCUAAGAUAUCCUAUUUUUCAGAGCACCUCAAACCCUCUUUGUCUACUCGCCUGAACUCUCAGCAAGGUUUGGAAACGGACCCCUGCGUAGGAAUCGGGUCGAUUAACAGCUCUGGCCUCUUUGUUUCGCCCUCUGCAAAAGCUGUCCAUUCUACAAGUCCAUUCUCAGCAUGUGUGGCGCUCGAGAAUUCCUUUCAUGCGGAUCGAGGCCAUGCCACUUCAUUAACACGAAGCCUAGAUUUUCUGCCAGUAUCAGGUUAG
Messenger RNA from Protopolystoma xenopodis, 954 nucleotides. The record is from the annotation of a GenBank genome assembly. Lineage: Eukaryota; Metazoa; Platyhelminthes; Monogenea; Polystomatidea; Polystomatidae.